UGUUCGCUUCUGCAUCUCUCUUCAAUCCCUUUAUCCUCUUCUUCCUCGGCUAGCUCUCUCAGAGACGAGCAAAGCAAGAUGACUCCAGACGAGUCGUCGGUUCUAAACCCUAGACGAAGUUCCACGGCUUUUAGCUUCGUUCCAAAUUGCAUAUCGUCGUUCUCACCGGCAUUUUCUCAAACACCUUUUGGAGCGUCCAGGAGAAGGCACGUCGAUUUUGUUCCACCAUGUAAAUUUCUUCGCGAUCUCCAUGAAUCUUUCGCGUCAACUGCUGAAAAGUGCAUCGUAUUUUUUCACUCUUUGGCUUCUGAGAAUCCGUUUCUGAACAAAUUGAUGUCGUUGUCUUCUGAGUUACAGAGUUUUCAUCACCAGAUCCAUGGUAUGAACUCCAGGAAUUUCCGAGCUCUCUCCAGUCACAACUUUGCGGCAGUUUUGCCUGGGGAUUCGGUGGCAGGACUUUUGGUCACGAAUGGUAUUCAGAAUUUCUUGAGCAUCUACAACACACUGUUGGUCGUCAGGCUAGUUUUGACUUGGUUUCCGAACACACCUCCCGCCAUUGUUAGUCCACUAAGCACGCUAUGUGACCCAUAUUUGAACAUAUUUCGUGGGAUUAUCCCACCUCUUGGGGGGACACUUGAUUUGUCUCCAAUAUUGGCAUUCCUGGUCUUAAACGCCUUUACCAGCACCGCCGCUGCUCUUCCUGCCGAACUUCCAGUCCCAAAUUCGUCUCCUGCAAAUGCUACUCCUUCAAAAGGCUCAUUUGAUCUUACAACAUCCCAAAAGAAAUGGAUCAGAAGGCUUCAGGGAAGUGUGGAAAAUAAGGCUGAUAGCGCUCGAUAGCCCUCGAAUUCAGGUUUGUAUCAGUUGAUUCAGCUCAAUUCAUUUGAAACUGUGACACUUUCAUCCUUAUAAAACUCUCUAUUGUAAAGUGCGGUUGAUGGGAUUACUAUUUUGUGCCACUUCUCUUGAUUUUGUACUGUAAAUCUUUUAGUUGAGUCAUUUGGUGAGUUCACUUCUUCCAUCUCCAAUGUUCAAGGCAUGUGAUGUGCAGAUAAGAAAUAUAUAUAUUUUUAAAA
Messenger RNA from Cucurbita pepo subsp. pepo (vegetable marrow), 1076 nucleotides. RefSeq names its product YGGT family protein (gene YLMG2). The record is from RefSeq and is a predicted model, not a curated record. Gene Ontology annotation, cellular component: membrane. Gene Ontology annotation, biological process: chloroplast fission. Lineage: Eukaryota; Viridiplantae; Streptophyta; Magnoliopsida; Cucurbitales; Cucurbitaceae.